Messenger RNA from Brassica oleracea var. oleracea, 659 nucleotides. RefSeq lists its product as uncharacterized. Gene Ontology annotation, cellular component: mitochondrial inner membrane. Gene Ontology annotation, biological process: mitochondrial respiratory chain complex IV assembly. NCBI's taxonomy places the organism in Eukaryota, Viridiplantae, Streptophyta, Magnoliopsida, Brassicales, Brassicaceae. The record is from RefSeq and is a predicted model, not a curated record. The coding region runs from base 143 to 433 and encodes 96 amino acids. The transcript has 3 exons.
AAGUUAGCAAAAUUGGGUUUCUCUUCCUCAGAAUUUUCCGCCUCGGUGUUUGCUUUAAAACCACCGCCACAGGCACAUUGUUUCUCUUACAAUAGUUUUUUAUAUUUUUCUUCCGAAUAAUUUUUUUUUUGGUUGUUCAUCAAUGGCGGAAUCAAAGACAAAGUUUGCAGAAAUCAGGGAAUGGAUCGUCGAACACAAGCUUCGUACCGUUGGUUGUUUAUGGCUGAGUGGUAUCUCUGGUUCGAUCGCCUACAACUGGUCUAAACCUGGUAUGAAAACCAGUGUCCGAAUCAUCCACGCCAGGCUACACGCUCAGGCCCUGACAUUGGCCGCUCUAGCUGGAGCAGCCGCAGUGGAGUACUAUGAUCACAAAACUGGAGCCACCGAUCGUUACCCCAAAUUUCUCAAGCCUGAUAACUUGAAUAAAGACUAAAAAAAUUCUUACCACAUAGCUGAUGUUGCCUAGAACUAUUCUUAGGCAUAAUUUAGCUACUCAACUUUUUUUUUAAUGUUUCUUUAAUCCUUGUUCCCGUACCUUGAAAUGGAUUUUGAGUCUGGUUAUAUAGCCUCUACGCACUGCAGAUUGUUUGCAAAAUACGGGAUGCUAAUCUGUAAGAGAUACACAUUCAGAAAAAUAAUGCAUAUUUAUAUUCCGUUUU